Acaulospora colombiana is the source of this 144-nucleotide messenger RNA. The record is from the annotation of a GenBank genome assembly. Lineage: Eukaryota; Fungi; Glomeromycota; Glomeromycetes; Diversisporales; Acaulosporaceae.
AUGGACCAAGAAUCAGCAGCUUCCCUCCCAACCAACACAACUAUCACGUCAGCCCCCUCCAACAAUACCACCAGAUAUAUGGAGCUACUCAAUAUGGAUAAACAGAUAUGCCUCAAUAGAACUCAUCGACCCAGAAUGAUAUAG